Molecule: messenger RNA, 486 nt
Organism: Colletotrichum truncatum
Lineage: Eukaryota; Fungi; Ascomycota; Sordariomycetes; Glomerellales; Glomerellaceae
Source: RefSeq, a predicted model, not a curated record
AUGCCUUCCGAACUCUGCCCCGUCUAUUCGCCCUUCUUUGGUGUCAUGGGCUGCACCGUUUCCAUCGUCUUCACCUGCCUGGGUGCCUCCUAUGGUACCGCGAAGUCCGGUGUCGGUAUCUCGGCUAUGGGUGUUCUGCGCCCUGACCUGAUCGUCAAGAACAUUGUUCCCGUCAUUAUGGCUGGUAUCAUUGCCAUCUACGGUCUCGUUGUGUCCGUGCUUAUUUCCGACGGCCUCAGCCAAUCGAUGUCCCUUUAUGCUGGUUUCAUCCAGUUCGGUGCUGGUCUUUCUGUCGGUCUCGCUGGUCUUGCUGCUGGCUUCGCCAUCGGUAUUGUCGGUGAUGCUGGUGUCCGAGGAACUGCGCAACAGCCUCGUCUCUUCGUUGGCAUGAUUCUGAUUCUCAUUUUCGCUGAAGUUUUGGGUCUUUACGGCUUGAUUGUCGCCCUUCUCAUGAACUCCAAGGCCACCCAAGAUGUUACCUGCUAA